AUGAACUAUCUUUUGCCGCCCGAAUGGACAACGACUUUCGUCCCGUUACAAGACAAGUGUCCCAUCUCGUCGUUUCAAUCCAUCCAAGACAUGUUUCGCAGGGAUACUAAUGGAGAGCUAUGGGACAUCUUUUCUGACUUCUCGAGCGAACCCAUUGGCGCGGCCUCUCUCGCCCAGGUCCAUCUAGCGACUCUAAAGGACUCGGGUCGCAAAGUUGCCGUCAAAGUGCAGCAUCCUGACCUUGAGGCAUUUGCGCCAUUGGAUCUCGCCCUCACCAAGUACACCUUCUCUACAUUGAAACGAUUCUUCCCCGAGUACGACCUCGAAUGGCUUUCGUCCGAGAUGGAAGUAUCACUGCCAAAGGAACUCGACUUCCAACAGGAGGCAGACAACGCCAGGCGGAUGAAGGCGCAUUUUGCGAAAUUGCCCGAACUGCCUCUCGUGGUACCCGAGGUAAUUUGGGCCAAGAAGCGUAUCAUUGUCAUGGCCUGCGAGUCCGGUGCUCGGCUUGAUGACCUCGAGUACCUGGACAAGAACGGAAUCGACCGUGACGAGGUGUCGGCGACACUGGCACGCAUUUUCAACGAAAUGAUUUUCGGAGACGGCGCGCCGCUGCACUGCGACCCCCACGGUGGAAACUUGGCCGUUCGCAAGAACAAUACUCGCCGGGGCAUCGGACGCGGCCCCAACUUUGAUGUCAUACUCUACGACCACGGUCUCUACAGAGACAUCCCGCUGCCCUUGCGGCGCUCUUACGCCAAGAUGUGGCUGGCAGUCAUUGACGGCGACAUGGACCGCAUGAAGAAGUACUCGCACGAAGUUGCCGGCAUCAGCGACCAAGAUUUCCCGCUUUUCGCGUCCGCCAUCACGGGACGCGACUUUAGCGUCGUCAGCAACCAGGGCUCUAUCCUGCAGACCCGCAGCGCCGACGAGGAGCAGAACAUGAGCUCGUCCCUCCAAGAAGGGCUCAUUGUCGAUCUGGUGCAGAUGCUCAGCCGCGUGCCGCGCAUCAUCCUUCUCAUUCUCAAAACAAACGAUUUGACGCGAAGCCUGGACGAGAGCCUACAAACUCGCCAAGGUCCCAUUCGCAGCUUUCUGAUCCUGGCGCGAUACUGCACGCGAACCGUCUUCCAUGAACAGCUGGAGCAGAUCGGCAACAAGGGAUCACUCCUCUGGCCGCCAAAUGGCCUGAGAGUGUUUGCUGCGUGGCUGGGCUACAUGAGGGUUGAGUUGAAGCUGGAGGCUUUUGAGCUCUGGCUGGGUGUGAAGCGGAUGCUGGGAUUGGAGGUGAAAUUCCGCUAG
Metarhizium album ARSEF 1941 is the source of this 1302-nucleotide messenger RNA. Its product is annotated as abc-1. The coding region runs from base 1 to 1302 and encodes 433 amino acids. The transcript has a single exon. Lineage: Eukaryota; Fungi; Ascomycota; Sordariomycetes; Hypocreales; Clavicipitaceae. The record is from RefSeq and is a predicted model, not a curated record. Gene Ontology annotation, biological process: mitochondrion organization; lipid homeostasis. Gene Ontology annotation, cellular component: mitochondrial inner membrane.